AUGGCCAAGAACAAAUUAGAAGGGCAGAAGUCCAGGAAUGUAUUUCAUAUAGCCAGCCAAAAAAAAACCUUCAAGGCUAAAAACAAGGCAAAAUCAGUUACUACUAAUCUUAAGAAGAUAAACAUUAUGAAUGAUGAAAAAGUCAACAGAAUGAACAGAGCUUUUGUAGACAUACAGAAAGAACUUGCAAGCUUUUCAAACAGCCUUUCUCUUAAAACUGUGCAGAAAGAGCUGAAGCACCAUGAAAAUGAACCAGCUAAUGUUGAUGAAGCAACAAGACUAAACGGCUCAAUUGUAACACUGUGA
This is a messenger RNA of Alexandromys fortis (reed vole), 306 nucleotides long. Its product is annotated as ribosomal biogenesis factor-like. Gene Ontology annotation, cellular component: nucleolus. Bases 1 to 306 code for a protein of 101 amino acids. Gene Ontology annotation, biological process: ribosome biogenesis. The transcript has a single exon. The record is from RefSeq and is a predicted model, not a curated record. NCBI's taxonomy places the organism in Eukaryota, Metazoa, Chordata, Mammalia, Rodentia, Cricetidae.